AACGCGUGCUCACAUGCUUAGUCGUAUCGUGUUCAAACAUUAAUUGACGACAGGUUGCAAAUAACGUAUAUUUGACCAAUAAAAAAUUUUCCGGUUUUUUUUUUUUUUUUCGAGAAAAUUAAUUACUAAAGGAAUGGAUCCAAACAGACAGAACAGACCAGCAUUUCCAGAGUUCGAACCGUUAGCUAUCAUGGAGCACAUUCCGCUUAUUUUGAGGAUAGCGGGACUUCAACCCGAAGCCAACGGCCAUUCAUACUCCAAUGGACAUUCCAGCCCUGAACCUGAAGUGAUUGUUGAAUCAGCUCCGGAACCAGAAGCUCCGGAACCAGAAGUAGCAGCGGAUGUAGUAACGGAAUUCUCGAGUGAAACCUCCAGUCUUUCAUCGUCUUCCAGUCCGGAGAAGUGCAACUGUGACGCUCUCGCUGAAAGACAACGCAGAACCAAAGAGAAAAUUUUUGAAUUAAUUGACGCUCUGGUUGAUGCUUCUAUGUUCCAAUAUAUAGAAAUAAUUGAUAAAUUUUGUUCGAAGUGUUCUGUAACAUUGUUUUGUGAGGUCACAUUACAAGAACAACUAACCCGAAUUAAUCAAUUAAUUAGAAAUCAACGAAACAUACUACAAUAAUCGUAAAAUUAUUAAUUUUUAUUAGUGAUUAGUGAAAUUGUGAGAUCUGUUUUAAAUACGUGAUCACAGAUUUAUAUGUGUGUAAAUAUUGUUCAUAAGUUUUAUUUCAUUUUCCUUAACAACUUUUUUCUAAUUUUGAAAUUUUUAUGCGGUAAAAAAAAAUUAAUUAUAAAAAACAAUUUUGAAAGAAAUGUUAUUUAAAUAGAAUUUUACAUAAAUACGAUUGA
This is a messenger RNA of Microplitis mediator, 849 nucleotides long. RefSeq lists its product as uncharacterized. Bases 134 to 622 code for a protein of 162 amino acids. NCBI's taxonomy places the organism in Eukaryota, Metazoa, Arthropoda, Insecta, Hymenoptera, Braconidae. The record is from RefSeq and is a predicted model, not a curated record. The transcript is spliced from 2 exons.